Molecule: messenger RNA, 264 nt
Organism: Microdochium trichocladiopsis
Lineage: Eukaryota; Fungi; Ascomycota; Sordariomycetes; Xylariales; Microdochiaceae
Exons: 1
Coding region: 21-230 (69 amino acids)
Source: RefSeq, a predicted model, not a curated record
CUCUCUUAUUGCAUCGGUGGAUGCCACACUGGAGCCUGCGGCCGGAUUGGACUCUGUAUUUAACUUUCGUCCCGCAUGUUUCUCUAUUCGCAGAAGGAGGCUCGUGGCUCGACAGACUGCUGUUUCUACGGCCGCCCUAUAUUGCAAGCACCAAUGGGCAACCACGGACAUCUAGGCUUGACGAGCGGGGGAUGGUUCGAUCCAGCGCUCUUGUCGCCAGAAAACCCUGACUGACUCCAGCUACCUACGAGAUACAGGUCUCGU